Messenger RNA from Acanthamoeba castellanii str. Neff, 486 nucleotides. RefSeq lists its product as uncharacterized. Gene Ontology annotation, cellular component: nucleolus. The coding region runs from base 1 to 486 and encodes 161 amino acids. The record is from RefSeq and is a predicted model, not a curated record. The transcript is spliced from 4 exons. Gene Ontology annotation, molecular function: protein kinase binding; double-stranded RNA binding; protein kinase inhibitor activity. Lineage: Eukaryota; Discosea; Longamoebia; Acanthamoebidae. Gene Ontology annotation, biological process: negative regulation of protein kinase activity.
AUGGCCUCGAAGGACGCUCCCGCUCGCACUGUAGAAAAGAAUACUGUUAAAAAUGUAUCAGGUUCGACCGCCGGUGCUGGAAGCGGCGAUUUUCACCAAUACAGAAGCAUGAGACGACACGAACUGUUUCGGCUCGAGCAGCUUGAAAAGGAGGCGGCCAAGAGAGAACAAGAGGAAGAGUUCCAACGGAAGCGCGAGGAGAACCUGAGGAAGGCCGAAGAGAAAACGGCCAAGAACAGGAAGAAGCGGGAGAAGCUAAAGGAGAAGGCCAAGAAGAAGGCCAGGGUGCAGAAGCAGAAGGAGAAGGAGCAAGAACAGGGAAACCCUGCGGCCGGAGCCAACGGCAAGAAGAACACAGAGACCGCCCCGGCGAGCAAGGAACAGCAGGCGGCGCACCAACAAAGCGACGAGAAGCUGCCAAGCACCACGACGCCGACACCCACACUCACAGACAAGCCCACCGCGCCAGAAGGACAAACGCAAUAA